AUGGACGCCGAGGGAAGCUGGCGUAGGGUUAGGCCGGGAUCAUCACGGAGAGAUGAAGGCGUGUCGGGCAAGGUAACGAAGACCAAGGGCCGCCGCAAUAAGCUGUCGUUCGUGUGCCAGUCGUGUCGCAGGUCCAAGACCAAGUGCGACAAGGUCAAGCCAUCAUGCACGCGAUGUGUGAAAAACGGAUCUGUGUGCGUGUAUGACGUGGAGACACAAACGAAGCCCAAGUCGCGCAGCAAGGAUUCGCGUAUCCAGCAGUUGCAGCGUGAGAUCGAGUAUUGGAAAUCCAAGGCGCGGGGGCACACACUGCAUGGUCGGACGGCAGACGCGGGGGGUACAGACCCGGUGAUAGACUUCCAUCAUGCGUUUCCGAUGAUGAUAGUGGAGGGGCAAUGCAAGCACGAGAUUCGGCCUUCUUCGGCGCUGUCCUACAUGGGCAAGGAUGUAUAUCUGUUCCUCUUCUGGUCGUCGGCGUCCCCGCAGAUCGGCGCUGAAGCCACGCGGGCGCGCAUCGAGCGUGCCGCGCGCGCGUCGCAGACUCCCAACGCAGCCAAGUUCUUAGCUCGCCUACUCCAUAGCAAGACGCGUACCUCGUCGCGGUACACUGUGGGCCAGUUCCGCGCCAUAUGCAUGAAGUACAACUUCUUCGAGGACACGUGCCGCUCUGAGACAGAGUACUCGGAGCUGCUGCUGUCGGUCAAACAGCAGUUUGAAGCACAACUUCCAGUUUUUCCAGUAAUCCGCGCAUAUCUACGUUAUUUCUACCGCGAGGUGUACCCGGUUGUGCCGUUUAUGGACAUCUCUCUGUUCGAAGAGGUUUUGCGCGAAUUGAUCCUGCCUGAUAUAAGCGAUGAGUCUCGGGUCCAGGUGAAUUUCGGUGUAUCGGACAUACGAAAAAAGGUGGUCCAUCUCUGCCUAGUGGCAUGUAUACUCGGCAUAACACGCGCAUCGAUAGAAUUGGCAAGUGCGGGAGGCAAUAAUCCUACUGAUCCAAUUUUAGUAUCACACCUUCGCAGACAAACAAGUAACCAGAUCUUUGGUCUAGUUGGCUAUGUGCUUCGCCUGCUAAAUCUCAUUCACUGGGUUGAUGAGUACACGACCCUCACGCACCUGUACGUGUAUACAUACUCUCUGGUGACGCCCGAGCUAACGGCGACAGAAGUGACGGAUCCAGUGGACUCCAGCCCGCUGCUUAUAUGUUGGUUCGCCAAUGUCCUAGGGAUCUCGAAGUACCCGGACGACAGCGAGCUCCUAAGAUUGAAAGAUUCAAGGAUACUGAGCCUGCGCCGCAAACUCUGGUUAGGCAUCUCACUGCUGUGCAAUUAUGAGCAACGGAUCCAGGAGAAACGCGUGCAGUAUACGCCGUUCGAUGUGGGUUCUCUUGUCUUCUCCGAAACUGAGUUCCCGCAAUCUCGCGAUGCAGCUAUCUGGACUAGUCUCCAACGAGCUUAUUCUAAUGAUCCGCUUGAAUACAAUAUCCAGCUGACGCUAUAUCAGAAGUACAAGGACUAUCUUGUCGGCUCUGUCCUUAACCUGGCUUACACUAAACCCAGUGAAGUGCAUGUGCGGUUGUCGGAUAUUACUCAAGCACUGGACGAAACACGACAGAUGGCGCAUGAAAUUCUCAUGCUUGCAAAGCCUACUCAGCAGUUACAUUAUGUGCUGGAGGGCCUGACGGAUAUAAAUGUGGAUUUCACCAAAUCUUAUAAUUCGCACAAAUAUCAGGCCCGCAUUUUGCUUCUUGUGACGUGUGUGCUCACAACGUCGACGCUUUACUUAUAUUUUGAGAACCAAUUGAUGCAUACUCGGGACGAAGAUGCUGCCCGACACUAUACUGUCUUUUUUAAGGAUGCCAUUCGCGACGUGCUGGAAACGACCUUUUUUUUAUCGGAGUACUUGGAAGGCAAAGUGAACAUCCUCGGCGGAAGCCACUUUCUCAUCUGCCAUAUUGUGGAGAACGCGAUGAUUCGCUGCUUCCAGGUGCUUUUUGGCGUGAUUCUGCGUCUAUACCAUGCCGAGGAGGUAUUGCAUAAGCAGCUUGCCGCAGCCUUCAACGCAUUGGGAGAUCUGGAAGAUCGCCUAUCCAUGAUUCGUCGUCUGAAAACCCUUACAAAGCAGACGCUCACCGUUUUCCAUGAGCUCGUCUCAAAGCGCCUCCGCUGGACCCUUUUCUCUUGCUUAAAACGUCUAAUCACUUUCGAUCUCGCGCUGGACAUGAUGAAGGAGGAGAAAGUGAUGGAGCUUGUUCAUGCUCCAAACAUUGAAAGGCUCACGCAUUGGGGUCUUGAUUCUGACCUUGAGACGAUGGAGGGUAUCAAUGUCGUUAUCAAGGCUGAUCAGAGGUACCUCUCCGAGCUGCACCAAAUCUUUGUCGACCUGCGAGUGCAGGACUUCAUAUCUGCACAUGGCUCAACCGCCUAA
This is a messenger RNA of Eremothecium gossypii ATCC 10895, 2424 nucleotides long. RefSeq names its product Zn(II)2Cys6 transcription factor domain-containing protein. Gene Ontology annotation, cellular component: nucleus. Gene Ontology annotation, biological process: positive regulation of transcription by RNA polymerase II. NCBI's taxonomy places the organism in Eukaryota, Fungi, Ascomycota, Saccharomycetes, Saccharomycetales, Saccharomycetaceae. The transcript has a single exon. Gene Ontology annotation, molecular function: zinc ion binding; DNA-binding transcription factor activity, RNA polymerase II-specific. Bases 1 to 2424 code for a protein of 807 amino acids. The record is from RefSeq and is marked provisional.